AUGGUCUCGGAAAGCCGCGCUGUGUGUAAUCGCUGUUCCCAAAUCAAGCAGGCCUGCGAUGGCAGCGUGCCAUGUGCGCGGUGCCUGCGUCUGGAUUUACCCUGUUUUCCACGUGAUGCCAGCGGUGCUUUGAACAAACAGAUGGGCCACUUGCCCAGGGCGCGAAUCCGGAGAGUGCAGACGGGAUGCCUCAUGUGCAAGAGCCGCAAGAAGAAGUGUGACGAGACGAAGCCGCGAUGCGGAAACUGCAUACGGCUGUGUAUUGAAUGCGCAUGGCCUCCUGAGCGCCCCAAGGACAAGCUCAUUGGCGCGGCCAUAUCCACGGCUGCUCCUGCACCGGUGUCGUCGACCAGGGCGGCUAUGACAGCAGUGGCGGCGGUUUCACCAGACCCUACGGAUUUACGAGUCAUUCCCAUCCAAGAGCCCGUUGUUGUUGAUAUCGUUACCGAUGCAUCAAUCGACCUUAUUAUUAGAGGCGGAAAUAGCCUAGCCAUGAGUUCUUCCAGCAGCAGCAGUAGCGGCGAUAGCCACCAUUCCACGGACCACCACUUCAGCGUCCUGCCGCCUGUGCCAUCAUCAGGCAAUAAAUCUGAGCCUAGACUGCCUGUCGAUGGUAACAAUAGGCGUGAGGGACCUACUAUUCACGUAUUCCAAAAAUUUGAUCGGAUCAUGGAAAAUAAAGUAAAUAUUUCAAUUCAUGUGUCACUUUUGAAGAGGAAAGCCGAUCUUUCAGAUACACCGCCAAAAAUCGAAUACUCCCCUGUCCGAAAGAAAGUCGACAGACGCUCUACUCUCUUGGGGAAAAGAUGGCAAACGAGGGCACGAAAUUCAGAUUAUCAAGAAGCUAUCCAUGGAAGCGCUCCGUCAAGUAAAUCUUUUCAGUAUCGAAGCUACAUUCCUGUUAAUGAGCAGGUCGAGACCCAUCCUCAUACCCCGAGAAGAGUCCAGGUAUCAAAGACGCGGGUAUCUACGACAGAGACUGUACAUACCAACGGCAGAGGCCAGCUUGAAAAUCACACACGUGUGCAAAUAGAAAUCUUGGAUUCCGAUGACGAGACAAUCGCCGACACUCCUCAGCAACCGCAACAGCCCGAACCUCUGGCAGCUGCUAUCAAAGACACACAGAAGAAUACGGCUAACGACCCAGCAUCCACCGUUGCAACAGACGGCGUCAUAGUAGGGAACCAAACAGCGGUGGACCACACGGUGCUGGUGGCAACGCGGGCAAUGGCAGAGGAGCACAAGAAGGACAAGAUCCAUGUCUUUAACUCAGAGGCCUUUGACGCAAUGAUAUAUAGCCAGUCUGCGCUUUGUCCGCCACCAGGGGUCGCGUCACAGGCUCCGACUCGACCAAAAACGCCGGUUAAAAAAACCUCCGUUGGGUAUCAGAGGCAGUAUUUAUCCAUCAAUCCCGCAAUUCAUUUGCCGAUUCAGCGAUCUGAAGAGUGGCAUACAAGGAAGGUGAUUGAAAACCAAGCUCGCGGAAGACGCAAGGAGUGGUUUGGAAAAGUCAUUGAAAGGCGACGAUGGCUACGAGCUAAGGAAAAAGCGGAGGAGGACGAACGAAAUGCAGCUAAAGAGUCAAAUCAAAAGCUUCUGCGCAAAGACCCGCAGCCGUGGUCGUAUGAUCGAGUCAUCGAUUUUGGGGAUGUUCUUCACGAAGAAUUGCCAGAAGACGUUCUACGGAAUCCCGCGUGGGCCAAGUCGUGUGCCUGGCACCGAGAAGAUCAUGCGCAGAGAAUUGUUCGAGAGCGCGCAGCCAAGAAUGCAAAUCGGGCAGCGUGUGAUCAAGCUAAGCGUAUAAUAGAAGAUGCCAAAUUAGCAUCACAAAAGAGCCGCGGACCUUGA
Messenger RNA from Trichoderma gamsii, 1848 nucleotides. RefSeq lists its product as hypothetical. The coding region runs from base 1 to 1848 and encodes 615 amino acids. NCBI's taxonomy places the organism in Eukaryota, Fungi, Ascomycota, Sordariomycetes, Hypocreales, Hypocreaceae. Gene Ontology annotation, biological process: regulation of transcription by RNA polymerase II. The transcript has a single exon. Gene Ontology annotation, molecular function: DNA-binding transcription factor activity, RNA polymerase II-specific; zinc ion binding. The record is from RefSeq and is a predicted model, not a curated record.